Molecule: messenger RNA, 1224 nt
Organism: Magnusiomyces paraingens
Lineage: Eukaryota; Fungi; Ascomycota; Dipodascomycetes; Dipodascales; Dipodascaceae
Exons: 1
Coding region: 1-1224 (407 amino acids)
Cellular component (GO): catalytic step 2 spliceosome
Source: RefSeq, a predicted model, not a curated record
AUGACCCGGGACUUAGUACCAGCUUCAAAACGUCGAAUCGAAAACGAAAAUAAGGAACUUGUUCGUCAAGCAGUUCGGGAUGCACAAUCACAGACUCGCGCAGAAAAUCCUGUGUUCCGGCAUACGAUGACGACUCCGCUCAUAGGAACCUCACAUGCCGGUAACCUUCAACUGACAAUACCAGCAACACCUGUAGCGACCACUGCGGUGGCAAAAACGUCCAACAACAAAUACACUGUUCCAGAACGACCGAAAAUAGUCUUAGAAGAAGAUCAAUACACAGCUGGGCUGGGAAAAAUCAUUACGCGCGAUUUUUUUCCAGAUGCAGAUGAACAUGGUGUUGCACAAGCUGCGGCACCGAACAUGUCCUUAGACGCUUACGUGCGCAGAUACACAUCUGAAGAUAAUGCUAGUUUCAAUAACCUUGUUGAAAGAGAAGCGGAAGCUAAACGAAAAACUCAAGCAUGGUUUUGGAAAGAGGGUGGUUCAAGCACUGAUGACGCGUCCAAGCGAUUGCAAAUUACAGCGUAUGAAGAAUCUCCAAAAGCUUUAAUAGAAAAAGAAAAUGCAGCGGUGGCAAAGGUUCUUGGUUGGUCUGAUGAAAGAAAGACCGAAGUUGAUACAUGGUCUACUUCCAAAGGACCAACGAAUGCGCUCAUGUUUCAUCCUAAUGAGAGCUCGGCAGGCCCGAGGCCCACUACUGAGCAAAAACAAAGCCACGCUGCAAAACGCAUUAUUUACGAAAAUACACGAUUCCCUAAAACCCCUCGAAAUGCGAACAAGAAAAAAGAAGAAGAAGAUACAGGGGAUGAUAUUUCAGCAGCUGACGCUCGGCCACGCGUCAACGGAUAUUCAUUUGUAACUGAAAAUACAUAUUCAUCUGAUCGCCAGUUUGAAAUGCAACCACCAUCAGAAAAAGAUGCCGCAAGAGACAGACUUUUAGCUCGCAAAAUUGCUCUAAGGCGCCAGGAGCGUUCAGCAGCAGCUGCUGCAUUGACAGUCCCUAAAGACAGUACUGUAUCAUCUUUAGGUACUUCUAUAAGAACACCAGGCAGUUUAUCAUCUGCUCGCAUAUCAAAACGGGCACCAACACCGUUGUCUCCCGCAGCAUCUUCAAUUCUACAAUCCAUUCGAAGCCAUAAGACAGAAAUACCGAGUUUUUCUAAACUAAGAACACCAAUUCGUCGGAAACCAACAGGCUCACCCGUCGUUCGAAAAAAAUAA